This is a messenger RNA of Macrosteles quadrilineatus (aster leafhopper), 3426 nucleotides long. RefSeq names its product P protein-like. Gene Ontology annotation, cellular component: membrane. Gene Ontology annotation, biological process: transmembrane transport. The transcript is spliced from 20 exons. Bases 22 to 2574 code for a protein of 850 amino acids. Lineage: Eukaryota; Metazoa; Arthropoda; Insecta; Hemiptera; Cicadellidae. The record is from RefSeq and is a predicted model, not a curated record.
GUAAAAUCCAGCAAGCAGGCAAUGAGCAAAGAAGAAAAUAAAAAUGCCAGUGUUAUCAAUCUGGACAAAGAAGAUGAUGAUGAUUUUGACCUCCCAAUGCGCUCUCCAAAAUCUGGCGACAUGCAGGGUGCCUACGAAGUGUGGAACACUCUUCCAGAGGUGGUUAAGAAGGAUCCGUCGUUUGAGCCAUUUCGGCGCUACGGACAUCGACUGGAUCAAGAGGUUCACAUCUCCCCCAGCGGGAGCACGGGUGCCAAGAGGAAAAAAGCCCUGACUUUUGAUGUGGAUGUAGGAGGUUUGUCUCCUAAGGUACAGUCCUCAGGCGGUUCCUCAGUGCCAACUGUCAUGAUAAUCAACCCCUCGGACGAGAGUCUCCAUCUGAGCUUGGAUGAGGAUGAGAUUGCCAAUUGUCCUGCUGGGCCGUCGAGUAAAGUGGAAGAAGAAAAAGAGAGCUUUGACAAGGAAAUGAUGAGUUUUUCUGACUCGAACUCGUCCUGGUGGGUUCAAAGCUUGAAGAUCUCUUUUCUGCUUAGCAUCUGGAUUAUGUCUUGUGUCGUCUUGAUGCUUGUGAAGACGUAUUCAGAUAUCAACAACUCCCAUCAAAUCUCCGUUCCACCAAACUUGACUAGAAGCUACUGGAUCUUGCAGAGUCCGACUAUGCGGCAGAUAAAAGUGGAUCUGGAAGGAGCUAUCCUUCCUACAUACUACGGUAACCUCACCACCAAGUUUAUGAGAGUCUGGGUGGAUCUCAUACAAACUAGAAUACCAAGGAGUAACAUUACUCAACACAAUAUCUUCUAUCGUAAGACAAUAUCAAAUGUUUGGAUGGUUCCAAUCGUCUCAGAAGAUGUGAUCGACUUUGCUCCAGAAGUUCGCCAAUCAAAACUGUUUGACAUUAAUGACAUUGAGUUUGAGAUGAUUCCCAACAGCCUAAUGUGUCUACAGUUCACCACCAAUCUCGCAGCCAGCUUCCCCAUCUCUAUUAGUUAUGACUUGUCUCCAAUCAACACAGAUGAUGGAAUCGUGUAUGCAGCCUUCAUACUGCUGGGACUGUACUUCCUCAUCAUAACAGAGAUAGUUCACCGCACUGUGGCGGCCAUGCUUGCUGCAACUGUCUCAGUGGCUGUUCUUGCUUUGUUUGGAGAGCGGCCAAGCCAUCAGGAUAUAGUUUCAUGGGUGGACCUCGAGACUUUGACUCUGCUCUUUUCCAUGAUGGUGUUUGUUGCGAUAUUCUCGGAGACUGGAGUCUUUGACUACUUAGCAGUGGUGGCUUACAGGCUCAGCUGUUACUUAACCACCAAGUACAAGUUCUUCAAGCUGAUGGGAGGAAGAAUUUGGAUGUUGAUAAAUAUCCUCUGCAUCAACACUGUUCUGGUUUCCUCCUUCUUGGACAAUGUCACCACCAUCUUGUUAAUGACUCCAGUCACCAUCAGGUUAUGUGAAGUGAUGGAGCUGAACCCAACACCGGUUCUGAUGGCAAUGAUUAUUUUCUCCAACAUUGGAGGAGCCAUCACUCCGAUUGGAGACCCUCCAAAUGUUAUCAUCGCCAACAACAAGGACAUCGUUAGUGCUGGAAUUACUUUUGGAGUGUUCACUACACGGAUGGGUAUACCCCUCACCAUCAUCAUGAUCCUGGUGCACUUCCAACUGAGGUACAUGUUCAGAAACAUAAAGGACUUGCAGUAUACAGAUCCAAAAGAUGUUCAAGAGUUGAGGCAUGAGAUAGUGAUAUGGCAGAGAGCGGCUGCAUCUUUAUCUUCCUACAGCAAGGAGGAGGAUUAUGUGAGAGAGACGCUCAUGAAGAAAGUUCAACGACUGCUCAGUGAGCUCAAGAAGAAGCUACUCACUGGCAGCAUUGCAAUGGAGACUUACAGAGAGGACAUAGAAGAACUUGCUCAAAAGUUCCCCAUCAGAGACAAGCCGCUGUUGCUAAAGUCGACUCUUGCGCUGAUGUUCGUGAUCGUCACGUUCGCUCUACAGUCUAUGCUGGAGCUACAUCUGUCCAUGGGCAGCAUUGCUUUCCUUGGAGCUCUCCUGUUGCUACUGCUCGACCGGGAGGACAUUGUCGACGUGUUAGCUCGCGUCGAGUGGAGCACGUUAUUGUUCUUCACCUCACUUUUCAUUUUAAUGGAGGGUCUCUCCCGCCUGGGGCUAAUAGACUUCAUCGGACACCAGACAGAGCAGGUAGUCAAGUCUGUUCACCCGGAAUACCGUCUGGCCGCGAGUAUCUGGCUGAUCCUGUGGGUCUCAGCAUUCACUUCCUCCUUCCUGGACAACAUCCCUCUGACCACAAUGAUGGUCCGGAUAGUGGUCAGUCUCAGUCAGAACGAAGAGUUGGGUCUGCCACUGCAGCCACUGGUGUGGUCCUUGGCCAUCGGCUCUUGUCUUGGAGGAAACGGGACGUUGAUCGGAGCUUCCUCAAAUCUAGUCUGUGCCUGUGUGGCUGAAAGACAUGGAUACAAGUUCACCUUCAUGGAAUUUUCAAGAAUAGGGUUUCCUGUUAUGUUGUGGAGCCUUGUGAUCGCAACAGCCUAUCUGAUGCUGGCUCACGUGUGGCUGGGAUUCAACGGUUAGAUAUAUCCACACCUGCCUUGCGUAAUGAACAGAGCAGAGAUGCUCAGAUCAACUGUGAUUUCUACACGUAACUGUGAUUUUGAGAAUAACCUAAAUAACCUUAGUAGUAGUCUUACCUUGUUACUUGUUUAUUUUUUACAUGCUAAGAUUAUUUAUUGUAUUUUAUGAAUGUUGUUUGUAUUUUCUCACUUAGAUGUUAAAUAAUUAUUGUUUUAUAGAUUUUUAAACUUUUUCUAGAGAUUUAUUGGUGGUAAAGUACUAACAUUAUUCUAUGAAUGAGUAGCUUUAUAAAAACACAGGAUAGUAAUAAUGUUCCAACUACGAUUGUAGUUGAUAAGAAUCAAUAAUUAAUAGAAGAAUUACUUGUGCUUUGUCAUCAUUAAAUUUGGAAUGUUGUAAACUUUAAAAUUUAUUGUUAAGUAACAAAGUGAUGCCUUUUAGAAAUAUAGUGAUAUAGUGAUAGUGCCUUAUAGUGAGAAUAUUGAUAAUAUAGUACAAUACCAAAGUUGGAUUAAGAACUUAAGAUUGUUUUUAACUUAAUUCGUUGCUUGAGUAUUUUUAUAGCCUCUAGUUCCUCCUGGUGCUACUGUAUUCUGUUACCUGUGAAUUUUACACAGUUUCAUUUGUUAUAAAUCUGUAGUCUAUAAAAUUAAUAUUGUUACUAUUCAAAAUAGUUAAAUUAAAUUAUAGUUGAAGUUAGUUAUACACUGUGUUGAACUGGGUGAAAUAAAUAAUAAUGAAAGUAUGUGUAAAAAAUGGCAACUACUCACUCAAGUGUUCCAAACAUAUACAACAUUGCAGUGUGCAAAUGGAAUCAAUUUAUUGUUAUAGAGUAACAAUUUUAUCCGUUAU